Messenger RNA from Bufo gargarizans (Asiatic toad), 2569 nucleotides. It is a transcript of the gene ASIC1, whose product is annotated as acid sensing ion channel subunit 1. Gene Ontology annotation, biological process: sodium ion transmembrane transport. Lineage: Eukaryota; Metazoa; Chordata; Amphibia; Anura; Bufonidae. The transcript is spliced from 12 exons. Gene Ontology annotation, cellular component: membrane. Bases 138 to 1715 code for a protein of 525 amino acids. The record is from RefSeq and is a predicted model, not a curated record.
GCCUGCAGCAGGGUGUUGUGUGUGAGUCUGCGGUAAGGUGUGGGGGUCCUGUGUUGUCUCUGCGGUGCGGGGGGAGUGCUGCGAUCUGUCUCCUCAGUGCAGAGUGUGAUCAGACUGGCCCUGCCUGCAGUGCCCGCAUGGAUGUGAAGGAACCAGAGGAGCUGGGUAGCCCCCAGCCAGUGACACUUCAGGCCUUUGCCAGUGGCUCCACCCUUCAUGGCCUUGCCCACAUCUUUUCCUAUGAGCGUUUUUCAUGUCGGCGGAUGAUCUGGAUUUUAUGUUUCCUGGGCUCUAUGUCCCUUUUGCUGUUUGUGUGUACUGAGAGGAUCAUCUAUUACUUUGAUUAUCCACAUGUCACCAAACUGGACGAGAUUGCUGCUGCCAGGAUGACCUUUCCAGCUAUAACCUUCUGUAACCUCAAUGAGUUCCGCUUCAGCCGAGUAACAAAGAAUGACCUUUACCAUGCGGGGGAGCUACUGAGUCUGCUCAACAACCGUUAUGAGCUUCCAGACUCUCACCUUGCAGAUGAAAAAGUCAUGGAAGUCCUUCAAGAAAGAGCCAACUUCCGUAACUUUAAGCCAAAGCCAUUUAAUAUGAAAGAAUUCUAUGACCGCACUGGACACGACAUCCGGGAGAUGCUCCUCAGCUGCAAGUUCCGGGGGGAAGAGUGUGGUCCUGAUGACUUCGUUCCUGUUUUUACAAGAUAUGGGAAGUGCUACACUUUUAAUUCGGGCCAGAAUGGACGUCCGAUAUUAAUAACUACUAAAGGUGGAACAGGAAAUGGUCUGGAGUUAAUGUUGGAUAUCCAACAAGAUGAAUAUUUGCCAGUGUGGGGAGAAACAGAUGAGACCUCAUUUGAAGCUGGAAUCAAGGUUCAGAUUCACAGUCAAGAUGAACCUCCUUUCAUUGACCAGUUGGGGUUCGGCGUGGCUCCUGGAUUCCAAACAUUUGUGUCUUGCCAGGAGCAGCGACUAAUAUACCUGCCUCCACCAUGGGGAGACUGCAGAUUUAGCGCCAUGGAUUCAGAGUUCUUUGAUACAUACAGUAUUUCUGCGUGUCGGAUAGACUGCGAGACACGGUACCUGGUGGAGAACUGUAAUUGUCGCAUGGUACACAUGCCUGGAGAUGCUGCCUAUUGUACUCCGGAGCUGUACAAAGAAUGUGCCGACCCUGCCCUAGAUUUCCUAGUUGAAAAGGAUAACGACUACUGUGUAUGUGAUACUCCAUGUAACAUGACACGGUUUGGGAAGGAGAUGUCCAUGGUGAAAAUCCCCAGCAAAGCUUCAGCACGCUAUCUGGCUAAGAAGUACAACAAAAGCGAGCAAUACAUAUCGGAGAACAUUUUGGUACUGGAUAUUUUCUUUGAAGCACUGAACUAUGAAACCAUAGAGCAGAAGAAGGCAUACGAGGUGGCAGGACUUCUUGGGGACAUUGGAGGACAGAUGGGACUAUUUAUUGGAGCAAGUAUCUUAACAGUUCUCGAGCUCUUUGACUAUGCCUAUGAGAUUUUAAGAUACAAAUUGUGUGGAGGCGGAAAAUGCGGGAAGGAUUCAAAACGUAACAACAAUGACAAAGGAGCAACACUAAGUAUGGACGAUGUAAAGCGCCAUGCUCCAUGUGAGGGUGUAAGAGGGCACCCAGCAGGUAUGAGCUACACAGCCAACAUUCUCCCCCACCAUGCGGUACGUGGAGCAUUUGAAGACUUUACAUGCUAAGACCAUGUCCUGAAACAGCCAAGAGAGCAAAAUCAUCAUCUGAAAGUAGCAAGAGUUUGGGAGAAGUGGAGAAGAGAGCACAAGAGUCUGGAUGAAAAUCUACAUAACCAAAAACGGCAACUCCUUAACUAUAAAGAGUGUGAAUCUGUUCUGUGUAAGAGACAGCCUAGUGAGCAGUGCGAGAAUGAAUAAGAGGCCACCUCAACCUCCUCAAGUCUGUGACUAAGAAAAUAAGCUGUACUAAUGACAGCAGAGACAUUGCGAGCAAUAUAAGAGGCCUAUAUUAUUAUACUUACAUACUUGGGACACAGUAAUUUAAUGCCAGACACAGAGAUAUGUAGCAUAGAAACAUCUGCAAACGACGGGCUACCAAUAAUGACGAAGACCACAUAAAUCCAUAGAAUCUCUAUCAGCCAAGACACGGGCAAUCUGUCCUCCAAAGGAAGAUGCAACUAAAGAUGGGGAAGGCACGGCAUGCAGGAGUGGUAAUAAAUUCUAUAGGUUCUCACAUACGAUAAUGCUACAUGCCAUUAAGAAGCCGACUGUUUGAACAGUAUAUGCUUGAUCCAGCUGAAGUCAAGAGAAAGUGGGUAGAGUUUUAAAAAACCUCAGAAUCAAUGUCUCAAUGUAAUACAGACAGAAAUUGCUCCUUUGUCGUGGAAGAAUAAAAUAAUAAUUCCUAUUUGUUAUCUGAAAAUUCCAGUAGUAAUUUAGUGUAAGUCAUGAACAGAUUCACAGCGAAGUCUACUUGGGUAUUCCCCAUUAUAGUAAAAUAAGGCACCUUUAAUAGUAAUUCUUGAUAGAGACAUAAAGCUCUGUUUUCAUGUUUCUAAUGAAAUGGGCAUGGAUUUCGA